Molecule: messenger RNA, 2308 nt
Organism: Colias croceus (clouded yellow)
Lineage: Eukaryota; Metazoa; Arthropoda; Insecta; Lepidoptera; Pieridae
Gene: msi
Product: RNA-binding protein Musashi homolog Rbp6
Exons: 4
Coding region: 57-1079 (340 amino acids)
Cellular component (GO): cytoplasm
Molecular function (GO): RNA binding
Source: RefSeq, a predicted model, not a curated record
CCGCUAAUACGCGCGGACGGGUGCACGAUGCACGCGCGGUGAACAAAACAAUCGCAAUGCUGUUUGAGAAUCCCAACGCGAAAUUGUUCCCAGCUUUCAACAUCCCACCGCCAGUGAGGCUCAGCGGUGCGCUUGGCGGUCUGGAGAUGGUGGACGGAGAGUUAGCGGCGCACGUUUUGAGUGCGCAGGCUGCCGCACAUGCCGCAGCCACCGCUGCCGCGCAUCAGCAGCAGCAGCAAAUGGCAGUGCAACAGAUCAAAACGUCUCCCUCAUCAGGCCGCUCAUCACCAGUACCAAACAAUGCAGGCAGCACAUCCCCGUCACCGAGCAAGCUGUUUGUCGGAGGCCUCAGCUGGCAGACGAGCUCGGAGAAGCUGAGAGAGUACUUUGCUAUGUUUGGCGCGGUGACGGACGUGCUGAUCAUGAAGGAUCCUGUGACACAGCGCUCGCGCGGCUUCGGCUUCAUCACGUUCCAGGAGGCCGCGUCCGUGGACAAGGUGCUGGCGGUGCCCGUGCACACGCUGGACGGCAAGCGCAUCGACCCCAAGCACGCGACGCCCAAGUCGGCGCCCAAGCCGGCCAAGACGAAGAAGAUAUUCGUCGGCGGCGUCGGCCAGGACACGUCCGCCGAGGAGGUGCGCGCCUACUUCUCGCAGUUCGGCCUCGUCGAGGACGCCGUCAUGCUCAUGGACCAGCAGACGAAACGCCACCGGGGCUUCGGCUUCGUCACGUUCCACUCGGAGGAGGCUGUCGAACGCGUGUGCGAUAUCCACUUCCACACGAUCAAGAACAAGAAGGUGGAGUGCAAGCGCGCGCAGCCCAAGGAGGCGGUGGCGGGCGCGGGGCUGGCGCUGGCCAAGCGGCUGGUGCUGCGGCCCGGGCGCGGGCUGGUGUACGGCGGCGGCGUGCCGGCCUACCGCUACGCGCCGUACGCGCUGCCGGCCGCGCUGCCGCCCGCGCCCGCGCCCGCGCCCGCGCUGCCGCAGUUCGGCGCCGCCUACUCGCUGGCCGGCGUCGACAUGUCCUCCUUCCAGGGCGUCGACUGGAGCGCCGUGUACGGCGUGCCCAUGUACAUCUAGGCGCUGAACUACCCCCGCCCCGCGCAUCGAAGAUCUCAGAUAUUUCGUUAGUUGAACUCGACUAAUCUCCCGACUCGACUCCCGCUUUGCGUCUCGCGUGAGGAGCGCGUGUCUCGCCGUUUUGUUUUGGUUUUAGUGUCCGCGGCGGUCGGACCUCGCGUGGCGGUCGCGGCCCCCGUAUCAGUAUUAUAGUUCCGUGCCAUUGCGACACACUAAAUUGUGCCAAACCGUAUGUAUGUACGUUUAGUUUUGGAUGACGCGGCGCGGCGCCAACUCGACCCGCCGUUUUACGCGCGGUUUGACGUCUUGAUUGUACUCUCGAAGGGAAUGUAAGUCGCGAUCCGCGUCGUUUGAAAAUGAGGGUACGCGUGAAUAAUUGGAACGUCUCUGCGGCUCGAUCGCUCGGUCGGGUCGAGUGACGUCACGCCGCGAGCCCGUGACGUCACGCGGGUCCGCCGCGAGCUCACCACUCAUACAUAUCUAACCGAAAAAGCAAUCAUUUAUAUGCCAUUGUAUGAUGUAGACGACGCCCACGCUGACGCGAUUCUUGAGAUGGCGGACGUCGUCAAUUAUUUAUUUUAUGUUUAGUGUUAAUGUUGCCAAAUAUAUUGUGUGUGUACUUGCUCUUGCUCAUGUGAUUGUAUUAUGGUUAGGUUUUCGAUCAAGGCUAUAAUAAAGUAUUUGUAUACUACCUUCAUUUUAACGAUUUUAAGUGGUACAUUUUACAAAGAAGACUUUUAUGCUAGAGCAAAAGAGAUAGAUGGCAAUUUUAAAACAAAUAUGUUCAACGGAAUUCCAUUGAAGUAUGUACUUACAUCAGUGUAAAAUGUUCAACUACCUUCGAAAUUACAAAAACGUAAUAUUUACGAAUUUCGUAAAAAAGUGAUUAUAAAUGUACCACAGAAGUAAAUCUUACUUUAAAAAAAUGUUCCUACAAUAUUGCAAACUACCUCCUCAUACUUCAACGUAAAGGUAGUGUUGUUUUGAUGUGAUUAAAGCAUUUGUGCAAUAAGUGAAUCUCAAUUAUACAUCAUAUCUUAAAUUUAGUGUUAUUUCAAAGCCUAUGAGAGAGGCUAUGUGCCAUCUCAAGAAUCGUGUUGGCUCGGUAUAUCAAUUUUGAUUUGAAGACCACGACUGCUUUGGUUUUAGAUUUUAUUUAUAUUGUUUUAAUGUGUUUUUAUCCAUCGAUUUUCACCUUUGCUCAAUCGACCGCGCGCACGCACUCAAAA